This is a messenger RNA of Vicia faba (fava bean), 1026 nucleotides long. NCBI's taxonomy places the organism in Eukaryota, Viridiplantae, Streptophyta, Magnoliopsida, Fabales, Fabaceae. The record is from the annotation of a GenBank genome assembly.
AUGCGACUUUGUUGUCGGUGGCCAGAAACAGCGAGGAAGCUCUCCAGGGUUUUUACAAUGGAGGAUACCCAAGAAAUUGAUGAGGUGCAAGAAGUGAUUUCUGACAAAACAUCUGAAAAGGAGGAAGAGACUCGUGAUGAGGUUCUCGCACGCCACAGGAAAGAGAUAUCACAAUUGCAGAAAAAAGAAGUUGAAAUGAAAAAGCAAGCAGCUAGAGGUAGCAAGGCUGAGCAAAAAACUAAGAAAAAGCAAGUGGAGGAAGAGGUUUCUCAACUUUCUACUAAGCUCAAAGAGAAACAUACCAAAGAACUGUCUACAUUAGGCUAUAGCAGUGGUAAUGGAAAUGAAAAGAGCAAUUUAGACAAUUUGGUGAAGGCCAUAGCUGGAGUAACUGUUAGUAGUCAACCUGAGAAUACAAAGGUCAGCAAGGCAAAACAGAGGCGUGACAAAAGAGCUCAACAAGAAGCAGAGAGGGAACUGAGAAUCCAAGCCGAGCAGAAUGACAUUAUAAGUGAUCGCAUGGUUGAAAAUGAGAAACUGGAAAGGAAGUUGAAACCUCUCGGUUUGACUGUGUGUGAAAUAAAGCCUGAUGGACAUUGCCUUUACAGAGCUGUUGAAAAUCAGUUGGGCCACCUCUCUGGGGGUAAAUCUCCAUAUACAUACGAAGAACUUCGAAAACUGGCAGCUGCUUACAUGAGGAAGCAUACAUCGGAUUUCCUUCCAUUUUGCCUGUCAGAGAAUUUAAUCGAAGGUGACUCUGAUGAAUCAAUUGCUCAGAAGUUUGAAAAUUAUUGCAAAGAAGUAGAAUCCACAGCAAUAUGGGGAGGACAACUAGAGCUCGGUGCUUUGACUCACUGUCUGAAGAAGCAUAUUGUGAUAUUUUCAGGGUCCUUCCCUGAUGUGGAGAUGGGGAAGGAGUAUAAACCGGUCGAUGGUAUUUGUUCGUCUAGUUCCAGUAUCAAGCUUUCUUACCAUAAGCAUGCUUUUGGGCUUGGUGAGCAUUAUAAUUCUGUGGUCUCAACAUGA